Molecule: messenger RNA, 1263 nt
Organism: Arachis duranensis
Lineage: Eukaryota; Viridiplantae; Streptophyta; Magnoliopsida; Fabales; Fabaceae
Product: probable ribose-5-phosphate isomerase 2
Biological process (GO): pentose-phosphate shunt, non-oxidative branch
Molecular function (GO): ribose-5-phosphate isomerase activity
Source: RefSeq, a predicted model, not a curated record
UCUCUUCUCUUCUCUUCUCAUUUUUCUUCUCUUUCGCACGAAUCCUAUCUUCAUAUAUUUAUUCACCACCACACAUUUAUAUUCAUUCAUUUCCCCCCAAACUCAAUUCAAUGGCAAUCCCCUGCCCUCAUUUCAUUGCCUCCGAGAAAGCAGCCAUGGAAGCUGGCCUUCUUCUCCCCUCUUCCUCUCUCUCUCAGCUCAUUCUCUCCCAAGACGAUUUGAAGAAAAUUGCCGCCUACAAAGCCGUCGAGUACGUCGAAUCCGGUAUGGUUCUCGGCCUCGGAACCGGCUCCACUGCCAAACACGCUGUCGACCGAAUCGGCGAGCUUCUCCGUCAGGGCAAGCUCAAAGACAUCGUCGGAAUACCCACUUCCAAGAAAACGCACGAGCAAGCCCUCUCUCUCGGGAUCCCCUUGUCGGAUCUGAACUCUCACCCCGUCGUUGAUCUCGCCAUUGACGGCGCCGACGAGGUUGAUCCUCAUCUUAACCUCGUCAAGGGCCGCGGUGGCUCCCUCUUGAGAGAGAAGAUGGUUGAAGGUGCUUGCAAGAAGUUCGUUGUAAUCGUCGAUGAGUCCAAGCUCGUUAACUAUAUUGGUGGUAGCGGUUUGGCUAUGCCCGUUGAAGUUAUUCAAUUUUGUUGGAAGUUCACUGCUUCCAGGCUUCAGAAUCUCUUUCAGGAAUCUGGUUGCGUUGCAAAGCUCAGAACUUUGGGCGAAAAGGCUGAGCCUUAUGUCACUGAUAAUGGCAACUAUAUCAUUGAUUUGUAUUUCAAGCAGAGUAUUGGAAAUUUGAAGGCUGCCAGCGAUUCCAUUCUGCAAAUCGCCGGUGUUGUGGAGCAUGGAAUGUUCAUUGACAUGGCUACCACUGUUAUUGUUGCAGGUGAACUUGGCCUAACUGUUAAGAAUAAGUAGUAGCUUAAUUCAAACACCAUUAAAUGACAUGAACAAUAAUGUAGGUAAAAUUGGAAUAGUCAAGGAGGUAGUUUAAUUUGUAACGGUUGAUGCUUUGACAUUUGGGGCGGCCUUUGGGGGUUCUAACAUACGAUACCUGGUGUAGUUGCAAUUGCUGGAGAAAGUAUCUUAAUUUCUCCGCCAAUUUUGUUAUUUUUGACCUGGUUUGAGCAAGCAAGCAUAAGAGAAUUUUAUAGACUUGUUGGGAAUUGGGAUUUUCAGUUCAUGUAAUGGCUCUUGUGUUUUGUACACAAAUUGUUAUUAAACUGAUAUUGUUUAACUUAUUGAAUUAAUCCAAUUCAAAUUUUGUUCC